AGGAGAGAGGAAAAAACGGCUCUCAGCAAAGCAACAAGAAGGAAGAGCAAUGGCGACACUGGAUCGCCAAAUACCAAGUCCGGAUACCUUCCUUUGCGAGCCUUGGUCUUCCUUCGUCAGUGCGGCUAAAUUACGUUUUGUUGACAACUCGUCCUUGGAUAAGAGCGAGAAACAGCUUUACUGCCUCGCUGAAGCCGUGAGGCUCAGCAAAGAAGAGAUGCUUGUCUGCAGCCAGUUUCCAGCACUGGAGGAUUUUUGUCUUGCUGUCUGCCAUGUCUGCAAUCAGGUGGUCACUCCUCAUGGCAUCCUCACACACUAUGAGAAGCGUCACGGCUCCCCCGCCACCUCCAGGAGCCCCUUGGUCCCCAUGAAGCCCAAAGCACCUGCAGUGGCCCCCGCGGUGGCUCCCAGUCCUGGGGACACGCGGGCCUUCAGGGUCCCUAAAGAUUACCCUCACUCCUGCUUCAGCAAGGCUCCUCUUGCUGUCUAUCCACCGAAGGGGGCACGGAACAAGACGUGUGUAUCCCUUCCAGUCGUAAGCCUGGAGAAGAUGCCCUGUCUCAGCCGUGCCGACUCUACAUCACAUGUGCACCUCACCACCUCCUCUUCCUCCCCCGCCUCCUCCCUCAAACCUCAGUCCCUCACUCCCGCGGCCUCCCAACGAUCCAGCGACAAGCUCAUGAACGGCCGUGGCACCAGCGGGGCGUCCACACCACGCUCCACCGCUUCGCCAUCUUCUCUGGUCGGGCGGCCCAGUCCGGCACGCUCUCCACUAGACAGAGGGCUGUCGUCUACACCUUCGCCUUCCCUGCUGGACCGGAAACCCUCCCCGACCCCUUCCCCUACCCACCGAUCUGGCACUCUGCCGCCCUCGUUGUCGUCGCCAUUGGGGAAGAAGCAGCAUAACGGGCCUAAGACUUCCUGCGGGUCGCAAAAAAGACUCUCGGGGAGAGUGUUUGAUCCUAACAAGCACUGUGGGGUCCAGGACCCCGAGACUAAGCGGCCCUGCACACGGUCCCUCACCUGCAAGACUCACUCCUUAACCCACCGCCGAAACGUCUCCGGCCGAAGCAAACAUUUCAACAUCCUCCUGGCCGAACACAAGGGGCGUGCAAAAUUAAAUGAAGGAGCGAAGGAGAAAGACAGGGACAGAUCGCAGGGAGGGAAGGAAGGCAGCAGCCAGAGUAUCUUGUCACAAGAGACAACAUGUCCCAGCAAGCCUCACUGCCCAAAUGGACGACCUCUGUCCAUGCUGAAGCUACGGCUGGCAAAUGCACACAUACCCAGGGUUCCAGGCUCCACCACCUCCACCUCCAGUCCUCCUCCUGCCCCGGCCCUUAACCCAGAGCAGUCUCCCCACAGUUGGGUGGCAGCAGCAGCAGAAGGCGGUCGACUUUCCAGUGAUGAGGGAGACGCAGAGACUCUAGAGGACACUGACAGACCUGCCUUUCACUACUCCAAUCGCCACCCACAGCCUUUAGGGUUUUGCGUAUUCAGCAGCAGGCUCAUGGGACGGGGCCACUAUGUGUUUGACAGACGAUGGGACAGGAUGAGGCUGGCGCUCCAGAACAUGGUAGAGAAACACCUGAACGCACAGAUGUGGAGGAAGGUGCCUCUGGCUGCUGAGAGCCUCCUCUCCCUCUCCUCCUCUGGUACCUCCCCCGUCACUUCCCAACAGACUCCCCCUCCCACCUCCGUCACUUCUCCUCCCCUCUCCUCCCCCUCCAACUCUCUUUCCUACACCGCCACAUUUCCUCAGUCUGCAUCCAUUGCCGGGGUGUUCAGCAUUCGAGACGCUCCGCAGCACGUCGCCCCAGUUUCUGCACUGGGUAAAGCCCGUAACGGCACGCAUAAAGCCAGCCGCCCAUCCAAAGACAUGGUGGACUCUGUAGUGGGAUCUAAGAGGAGAAAAAACUCUUCCUACUCCUCCUCCUUUUCUCCUUCUUCCUUGUUUCCGACUGUGGAUAAUCAAAAGAGGAACGGCAGCAGCUAUCAUCCAAGGUUACAAGGUUCAGGGGGGGCAGCAGCAACAGCAGCAACCCCAGCCAGGAAAAAGGGACUUGGGCACAGGGGAAGUAGGCUUUGGAGCAGCGGAGAGGACUGGCUGUCGCGAGCCGAUGGGUCUCAAAGCCACAACUCACAGAACAGUCGCGAACUUGGCACGACCAGUAUACCCUACUCACCCAACAGGGAGCCGGCCUCUGCCCCCCAUCAGCCCCUGGCUUCCCCCUCCGGACCCUUGGCUUAUAAAGAAGGAGCAGAGGGGAGGAAGAGGAGGAGUCCCAGCUCGUACACAGGGAAGGCCAGCAAGCUGAGCAGACCGGGCGGGUUGGAGAGCCUCUUUGGGAAUGGGAGCGACAGCGUGGGAAUACUGGCUUCGGGGCCAGAGUCCCCAAGACAUGCCAAGUUGCAUCACUGACAGAAACCUGUUUCAUGGACAGAAUGUUGGGCAGCUGUGCAGCCCACCACCGUUUGUGACCUUUGACCUCACCACUCUUCCGCUGACAGCACCAAUCAGACUGCUUUAUCUCGAUGGUUUCACCCCUAUUCAUCCAAUGACGGUUCAGUUCACCUGCUGUGACAUUGGGGAUCUGGAGUCUUUGCCCACAGUUGGCUGGCAGUUACUUUCACUCUCCAACUUUAACCUUUGAUAAUGGAUGGCUCCAUCGCUGAUGGAAAACUGCUGUGCCCUGACUAUGGAAUAUGCCUCACGUUUUCAAGGCAUUGGUAAUAUAAUGCCACCACUGUACAAUUUUGGGGGAGACAUUUUUUUUUUUUUUUUUUUUAAACAAUCAGUUUAUUUUCUGGUUGUUUUGACCAUUUUCCUGAUUCCUGUGUCUGGUCAGUGACAAGGAAAGAGGUCUGUGAUUGUUAUUGUGAGUAAGAUGGCUGAAGGACCUACUGACACGACUACUGUAGGACUCAGCCUUCAUUUAUGCCACCUCAACACCCCCCAACCCACCUUCUUUUUCUUGAUUUUAGCUUUCCCUCUUCCUCAUAGAUGGAAGCCAACAGCAGCUUUAACUUUUGGUUUUAUCCAGCUUUUUCCUCUUUUUCAACCUCUUUUUCUUUAUUUCUCUCCAUCUUUCUUUCCUACUUUUUGUCAACAUCUCUACAAUUCUCUUCUUCCCUUUAUCCCCACCCCCCAUCUCUCCCUAUCCAUCCCAGCAUGCCUGUGUUCAAAGUGCACUUACAGCCCACGCUUCCCCCUUGCUUCCUUCUUCACUGACUCCAGCAGUGCCACACCAAGGACCUGUUCACACAAGGGAAGAAAAAAAGAUCUAUGUUACCAAUGAUGCCGAUGUAUUUCGAUAUAGGAUUUGAAGAUUGUUUUUUUUUUCUUAGUUCUGGUUUUAAAUGUUGCAAGAAACACAAACCCCUGUCUGUGCGUCAGGACUUGCAUCCAAAAAGGAAUGAUUACUACCGUGUUGGAUCGUUUUUUUAAAUUUUUUUAUUUUAUUUUAUUUUUUAUAAUUUAUCGUUUGUUUUCCAACUGACCCUCAAGGUUUGAGCUAAAGAGACUUUUUGAGGAAAAGAGUCAUUUCUAUGGCAUUUUGAAGAAAUGUUGAAAGUAUUAUGAUGGUUCAUAUUGUUGAAAAUGUGUACAUAUCGAUUAUUAUUUUUGUAUUUAUUAAUAAUUGUCCCCUUUUACUAAAUAUGAGCUAAACAGAGUAUUUUUGCCCCCAUACCUAGGUCUGUGUUAAAUGAUAUUGAUGAGAUUGGCCUGAUUUCACAAAAUCUUCAAGGAAUUUGUUCAUUAGCAAGUUUUUAAAUUAUUACUAAUUAAUACACAAACACAGCAAAAUAUGAACUUUGACUGUGGCUGCUGUGUAUGCCAUUUCCAUUUCGCCGUGCAGACAGUUCACAUACCGUGGCAAAUUCUGAAAAAGAUAUAUAUAUAUAUAUAUAUAUAUAUAUAUAUAUAUAUAUAUAUAUAUAUAUUUUAUUCAGGCAUGUUCUAAUAACUGUUAUGUGUAGCUUAUAUUGUUGUCUGACAAAAAUAUCUUAACUCAAGGAACACUCACAUGUGGUUGCAAACUCCACAAAAGAAAACUGUUCCAUUUCCAUAAAAGUCAGAAAUUUAAUCGAGUAUGUGCUAUUUACUAAUUGUUAAAGAAUACUGUAAAUUAUACAAUACAGUAUAUGCACCAAUAUAUGUCAGCCAAACUGCAACUUUGUGAAGUUUAAUUGGCAGUAGCUUUCCAAUAAGAAAGCAGAAUACUUUUUCCAAAGAUUUUAUAGUGGUUGUUUUUUUUUGCUAGAUCUUUUUGUCUCACCACUGCCUGCAAAUGGUGUAUUUUAUUUUUUUUCAGCAAUAAGCAGCUUCUCCAUUUCCAUAAAGGUCCAUCAACUGCACACUCAAAGUAUUUUAUUUCAGUAAUUUUUAGAAUGCAUGCUGACUUGACUCUUGAGUCUACUAAAUUUUGUCACUUUUCCAAUGUGAACACACUACAUACUCAAAACCUGCAUAGAAUGAGUCUGUAGUUUGAAAUGGGGACAUAGCCACAGCCUUCAUCAGCAGAUGGAGUGUACUCCGUUGCCCUGGAGACGGCUCAGGUGCCAUCACAUGAAGAGGGGGUCUAGUCCAUAAAUAACCCAUGAGUUAAGUUUUAGUUAUCUAAGUAUUAUAUCUAAGAUUAAUAUGGAACCUUCACAGUCAAUUAUUUUGAUGCAUUAUUCACCAUGUCAAACGUAAGAAAUGAUGUCAUCGUUUAACUGGGCUAUAGAAUUUGACUUGGUCCAAAAUGUAAGUUGACAGUCAUGUUUCUACACUGGUAUUUCUUCACAUUUCUAAUAGCUCAACAAUUUGUAUCUGACGUACGCUAAUGAACAAAGGUUGAUUUUGUGACACCAGGCCUUGGUUAGUAUUUUCAUAUAAAGGGACCCACAUUCCUUUUUGCCUGUGGAUCCACCCUCUUUCAUACUUCUUCCAUUGUUCAAAACUAUAGCUAUAUAUUUUUCAGCCGUCUUUAUCUUUCAGUACCGAUUGGUCUAGUCUCAGUGCAAUUAUGCUUGUUGUGUAUGUAAAAAAAAAAAAUCAAAGCCAGGUCAAAGUGCUUUCACUUACUUCUCAGCUGCACCCGUCAAGAUUGGUACCAAUUCUUCUCUGGUGGCUCAGUAGUUCACUGCGCUGUAAAUGCAGCACAUUCAUUCCUUUGAACCUUUUAAUGUCUUCGAAAUAACGACAAGAUUAAAAAAAAAAAAAAGUUAAAAGUGGUAUUAUUAAAUGGUAAAAACCUUUUAAAAUGUCUGAAAAGUACCCUGUCUAUUCAUCCGGUGUUGCUGAUAAAGCCAAAGUAACUGAAACCAUUUAGAUUUGCUUGGUAGCAGCGUGACGCUGUAAGCGCCGCUCCCACCUGGUACUCGCUGGCUGCUUCAAAUAACUAUUUGUUGAUGUUUUUUUGUCGUUUUUUUUUGUCUCAAAAGCAUCGAAGCACUAUUGAUGUACAAAAUCAGUUGUAUUCGUGUUAAAGCUUUUUCCAAGUGCUUCCCAUGAUGACACUUUAUUCUUCAGUGUGUGAGAUCGUCAAAGUACUCUAGAUCAGUUUAGUGAUACUUUAUUUUACUGUAGACACGCAAGGUGUAUCCGGGGUACUCGUGGUGUACAGUUAACUCGUUGCAAUUACAGUGUACACUUUCUCUGUGUCACGCAACGUACCAACAGAUGUACUAGUACAUAGAUGGUUUAUGUUGGUUUAAUGGCUGAAAACAAUGGUUUUAGGUGGGAAUUAAAGGUUUAGUUUCCGCUCAGUGUGUCCGCAGAUCAAAGAUGACGAUCUUACCGCUGACAUGUUUUUGGGGAAUCCCACCGUGAUUUACUGUUUAUGGUAAUAGAAAUGGGAAGUUACCAUCUGUUGCAGCUAAAAUUAAGACAACGUUCAUGAAUUUAAGAGCAGUUGUAUAUUAUCUUUGCUGUUGAAUUUUAUGGAGGUAUUGACAGUUUUUUUUUUAUUUUUUUUUUAAAGCCAACCCUCUUUCCUUUUUCUUUUUUUGCACUUUGUCAUAAUGCCCAGAUCUUUAAUCAACUUCUAUUUAUAUAAAUAUUUGAGAUAUUAAAAACAAAUCUAUAUCUAUAUAUUUGUAAUGGUGUUUCUGGCAACUACAGUAAAAGAAGAUGAGUGUAUUCUCAGUGAGUCGGCCCCUAAACCAGUUGUUGUAUUUGAUCCAAACUGUGUAGAAUGUCUGAAAAAAUGCCUUGUAAGAUUCGCUGUUUAUUCACUCUCACUGAAGUUGGAUCAGAACAAGGAUUUUCCCAUCAAAACAACUAAACACUUGCUGUAUAAAAAAAAAAUAGUCUUAUAUCCAAGCUUUUAUUAAAUGAUUGAAAGUGGAUGUUGUGUUAUUUGUAAAUCAAAGAUGCAGCUUUUGAAUUGGAAGGAAAGUCCCACUGAUUUUUUGUUGUUGUUGUUGUUGUUGUUUUGUACAAGUUGAGUGGUUUCCGUGAAAGGUUUCUUGAUCAUUGAUGUCUUACAAGAUAUUUUGUGUUGUUUGAGAAGAGCAAACACGUCUUCUGUGGCUGUCAGUGUUUCACAAAGGAGCUUCAAUUAUGUAUUGUGUGCUUAAAUUCUUACCAGAUGCAUCUGUAAUUGCCAUGUUCAUUAUUGAAACCACUGAACUGGGCUGAGACCUGAGAAGAGUUGCAACAUUUGACACUUUUCCCCAAAUUCAGUUGUCAUGAUUUCUUUUCCCCCAGCAUCCUGGCUCCAGUGACUGGCUCUUUGGUCCAGACUGAAACAUCUCAACAGCUAUCAGACGAAGAGGAUCAAUCCUACUGACUGGUGAUCCCAUGACCUUUCCUCUUAGUGCUACCAGCAGCGGAAAGCGGACUUCUGAGAACUAAGCUCUGCUCUGUCCGGGCAUUCACCAACAUGAAAGGACACUGCUGGCAGUAAACAGACAUUUUCACGCUCUCCUGUGCUUUUCUACUCAUCCUUACCUGUGAAUCUUUAUGAAACAAGGUCAGGAAAUAUGUAAAUAGUGCAUUUUUGUUAUGAUAGUAACCGUAACUGCCUCGUCCAAACUUUAGCAACACAUUCCUUCUGUCCGUCAUCAUUUACAAACUGUGCCAAAGUUUUGCUGCUCAACACGUGUGUUUGUCUUGUGGUAGAGCUCACAGAUUAUUAAUAUAACUAAUUGAGUCAAGGGAAAAAACAAUUAAAUUUAACAUUGACCUUAAAA
Perca fluviatilis (European perch) is the source of this 7179-nucleotide messenger RNA. It is a transcript of the gene atxn7l1, whose product is annotated as ataxin 7-like 1. NCBI's taxonomy places the organism in Eukaryota, Metazoa, Chordata, Actinopteri, Perciformes, Percidae. The record is from RefSeq and is a predicted model, not a curated record. The coding region runs from base 50 to 2419 and encodes 789 amino acids. The transcript has 13 exons.